Zingiber officinale is the source of this 2748-nucleotide messenger RNA. Its product is annotated as copper methylamine oxidase-like. Gene Ontology annotation, molecular function: copper ion binding; primary methylamine oxidase activity; quinone binding. Gene Ontology annotation, biological process: amine metabolic process. Bases 297 to 2633 code for a protein of 778 amino acids. The transcript is spliced from 12 exons. Lineage: Eukaryota; Viridiplantae; Streptophyta; Magnoliopsida; Zingiberales; Zingiberaceae. The record is from RefSeq and is a predicted model, not a curated record.
CUUAUUCUUCCUCCGCCCUCAAUUCCGCAAAAAGAUCCUCCAAAAAAAACCCUGCCGAUUUCCAAAUCCUCCUUCUCCUCCUUUGGAAAGAAGAUAUAUCUUUCUAUCUUUUCGAGUUUUGUGGCUUCCUCUUCUGCCUUAAACCACGUCUUGGGCCUCGAAGGGAGCCAAGGGGAGGGCGGGGAGCGGCAGGGAUCGAGCGUGAGGAAGGCCACGGAGGCGCGCUGCAUGUCAGAUUGCAGUAGCAGCGAGGAGGGAUACUACGGAGGAUUCGGAGCGCUUGCCAACCCACUACAAUGGCCGCAACUCAGGAAAAAGCGACGCCUUGCUGCCCCGCGAAUGAGUCCCAUGUCGUCGGGGCCAAAGGAGGAGGAGGAGGAGCCGUCUCCCGUCCCGUCCGACGCGAAUGGGCGUCGGAUCGCGAGAAGCGCGGCGCGGUGCAGCCCAUCGAGGCCGUAGCUUCGCUGAUUGCUCCGGUGGAGGAUAUCCAGGAGACCCCCUCUGUGCCGACGUCCUCGAAAGCAGGAAUUCCAGUUAUGAUGCGGGCUCAGACAAGACACCCGCUGGAUCCAUUAUCUGCUGCUGAAAUAUCUGUUGCAGUGGCAACAGUUCGAGCUGCUGGAGCAACUCCAGAGGUUAGAGAUAGUAUGCGGUUCAUCGAAGCUGUACUGUUGGAACCAGAGAAAAAUAUUGUUGCACUGGCUGAUGCUUAUUACUUCCCUCCUUUUCAACCUUCACUACUGCCCCGAACUAAAGGCUCUCCUGUCAUACCCAGUAAGCUUCCUCCUAGGAGGGCACGGCUUGUUGUAUAUAACAAAAAAUCAAAUGAGACAAGCAUUUGGAUUGUUGAACUAUCAGAAGUGCAUGCAGCAACUCGAGGUGGCCAUCACAGAGGAAAAGUCAUCUCAUCUGAAGUUGUUCCUGACGUCCAACCACCUAUGGAUGCUAUGGAAUAUGCAGAAUGUGAAGCUGCUGUAAAAAGUAAUCCUUCAUUCAUAGAGGCAAUGAGAAAGAGAGGGGUCGAGGAUAUGGAUCUUGUAAUGGUUGAUGCUUGGUGUGUUGGUUACUACAGCAAUGCUGAUGGUCCUAGUCGAAGACUUGCAAAACCAUUAAUAUUUUGCAGAACUGAGAGCGACUGUCCAAUGGAGAAUGGUUAUGCACGUCCAGUUGAUGGCAUUUAUGUUCUUGUGGAUAUUCAAAAUAAUGUGGUUAUUGAAUUUGAAGAUAGAAAAUUAGUCCCUCUACCUCCAGCAGAUCCUUUGAGGAACUAUACUGCUGGAGAAACAAGAGGAGGUGUUGACCGAAGUGAUGUGAAGCCUAUACAUAUUCUUCAGCCUGAAGGUCCAAGUUUUCGCAUUAGUGGUUAUUUUGUGCAGUGGCAGAAGUGGAAUUUCCGGAUUGGCUUCACCCCGAGGGAGGGAUUGGUGAUACAUUCUGUGGCAUACAUUGAUGGUAGUCGUGGAAGGAGACCUAUAGCACACAGAUUAAGUUUUGUUGAGAUGGUAGUGCCUUAUGGAGAUCCUAAUGAACCUCAUUACCAAAAGAAUGCAUUUGAUGCCGGUGAAGAUGGACUCGGAAAAAAUGCACAUUCUCUCAAAAAGGGAUGUGACUGCUUGGGCUACAUCAAAUACUUUGAUGCCCAUUUUACAAACUAUACAGGUGGUGUAGAAACUAUUGAGAAUUGUGUAUGUUUGCAUGAAGAAGAUCAUGGAAUCUUAUGGAAGCAUCAAGAUUGGAGGACAGGCUUAGCAGAGGUUAGGCGAUCGCGAAGAUUAAGUGUGUCAUUCAUAUGCACAGUGGCCAACUAUGAAUAUGGAUUUUUCUGGCACUUCUAUCAGGAUGGUAAAAUUGAGGCUGAAGUAAAAUUGACUGGAAUCUUAAGUUUGGGAGCAUUACAACCAGGUGAAUCAAGAAAAUAUGGUACAACAAUUGCUCCAGGACUAUAUGCACCAGUUCAUCAGCAUUUCUUUGUUGCUCGUAUGGAUAUGGCUGUUGACUGUAAAUCAAAUGAAGCCUUCAAUCAGGUUGUUGAGGUAAAUGUCAAAGUUGAAAAGCCUGGACCCAACAAUAUUCAUAAUAAUGCCUUCUAUGCUGAAGAACAACUUCUCAAAUCUGAGUUGCAGGCUAUGCGUGAUAUCAAUCCUUCUUCUGCACGACACUGGAUUGUACGGAACACUAGGACUGUGAAUCGAACUGGUCAACCUACUGGCUAUAAGCUUAUGCCUGGCUCCAAUUGCCUUCCAUUAGCUGGUCCAGAGGCAAAAUUUUUGAGAAGAGCUGCAUUUCUAAAGCAUAACCUUUGGGUUACCCCUUAUAAUCGUGAUGAGAUGUAUCCAGGAGGAGAAUUUCCGAAUCAAAAUCCACGUAUAAAUGAAGGACUUGCUACUUGGGUUAAGAAGAAUAGGUCACUUGAGGAAACUGACAUUGUCCUUUGGUAUGUCUUUGGAGUCACCCACAUCCCAAGGUUGGAAGACUGGCCUGUCAUGCCUGUUGAACGCAUUGGUUUUAUGCUCAUGCCCCAUGGUUUCUUCAAUUGCUCCCCUGCUGUCGAUGUGCCUCCCAGCGUCAGUGAGGCGGAGAAAGAGAGCGGAACAUCAAAGUUGAUGCACAACACACUUCUUGCCAAGCUCUGAGAGAACAUGUCGAGUAAAUUUCUCUAUAUAACUUCAGUAUCUCUGUGCUUUGUUCAAACUUAAAGUCUGGCAAAGUUAAGAAAAUUAUCUGUGAUUGAUCGUGGAUUGCUUUAAA